Molecule: messenger RNA, 921 nt
Organism: Lasiosphaeria miniovina
Lineage: Eukaryota; Fungi; Ascomycota; Sordariomycetes; Sordariales; Lasiosphaeriaceae
Product: Fructosamine/Ketosamine-3-kinase
Exons: 3
Coding region: 1-921 (306 amino acids)
Source: RefSeq, a predicted model, not a curated record
AUGUUCAAAAGACGCACUACUAACAUCUCCCCAGUGCUGCCCGAUGUCUCCGAGAUACUUGGCGUGACCAAAGUUGGGCAGUCUGCUUGGGCCAAGGCCACGCGCAUCGAUGUUCGGCACACCGAUGGCAGCGAGGAGAGCUACUUCAUGAAGGUAUCCGUCGGCCACCACGGGCGCGAGGCACUAAAGGGCGAGUUCGAAGCGACAUCGGUCAUCUACGCGAUCACGCCAGAUUUCUGCCCCAAGCCCAUCGCCUGGGGCAGUCUCAAGACUGAACCCAACGCGCAUUUCUACAUCUGCAAGUUCUACACCUUCGUCGACGGCCUGCCGGAGCCCGGCUCGUUCGGCGAGAAGCUGGCCAGGCUGCACUCGAGCCACACGUCGCCGAGCGGCAAGUUCGGCUUCCACUGCGCGACGUACAACGGCGACCUGCCGCAGGACAACGCGUGGUGCGACAGCUGGGAGGCGUUUUAUGCCAGCGGGCUGCGGCACGUGCUGCACGAGCGCGAGAAGCGGGCCGGGCCCGAGGCCAGGCUCGACGCGCUGCUGCCGGCGCUGUUCGCCAAGGUCAUCCCCCGGCUGCUGCGGCCGCUUGAGAGUAAUGGACGGAAUAUCAAGCCGUCGCUCGUGCACGGCGACCUGUGGUGCGGGAAUGCCGGUGUCGUCGUCAACAGGCGCGGUAGCCAGGACUGCAUCGUCUACGACCCGGCAAGCUUCUGGGCGCAUAACGAGUACGAGUUUGGAAACUGGCGUCCGGCGCGGAACAAAUUCACGUCGGAGCACUUCCGGGCCUACUUCGCCAUCGUGCCCAAGGCCGAGCCCGUAGCAGACUUCGACGACCGGAACGCGCUCUACGCCGUGCGGUUCAAUCUGCACGCCGCCACCUUCUUCCCAGAGAACGGCGAGUAUCUUCAAAUGUAA